CGUCGCUUCGGUAAUCUCUUCCAACUUCCCACUAUUAAGCCUUGAACCUUCUUUCUCUCCAACGUCCAACUCAACCUCGUCGUCGCCCCGACACUGCCGCCAAAUGUGAUUUCGCCCGUGUCGCAUCAUGCUUGCCUUCUCUUUCUAGUCCCUCUCUCACGUCUCUCUUCAUCACUUCGCGUCCACUCUCUCACUCUACGUGUGUCUUCUUAUCGCCUCAAUGACUGACGGCCUCCCCAACAGCGCCUCGGUGCCGGCCGAUUCUCACGAUGAGAAUCAACCUCCUGCUCCGGCUGGGAAGAGGUCACCUUCUACAACUUCAAAGACCGGCCCCGUUGGAGAGCCCGCAUUAUCCCCUGCAAGACGUCCCUCCAACACCGCACAUUCUUCUAAAGGACGAUCAUGGCAACAAUCCUCACAAUCACAAUCACAAUCAGGCGCAGGUCUCGUCCCAUUUGGACCUUCUGGGACAUCUGGUGGCAACACUCGCGCAGGCACUGCCAACAGAACACACGUAUCCUCGGUCCAACAGUCCGCCUUUUUUCGUCCUCUGAGUGCGCAGAAAUUGCAACGACAGCGUGAUCAAAGGCCAAUAUCCCUGACCGGAGACAUGUCUGCACAGCAGAGUGAAACGGGCAGUAAUAGACUUAGUAUGACAUCAAAUAUGACGACAAGAGGUGGAAAUCUUGCGCAGCUACAGGAGUCGGAACUACGACCUCCCCCAUCAAGAGGUACCGACAUCACAUCUGACAUUCCGGACCGCACUACCGCAAACACAUCCCCGAGUGGCAUAGAAACUGUUAGGAGUCGUGGAGACAGUGUAGUGCCGUUGCAUAUUCCACUUUCCAAUCAAAUUUCGAAUCAGCAUAGGCCAGCACAUCUAGAUUUGUCAUCAACUUUCAAGAACACCCUUCAGACGCCAAGCAAGUCUCCACGAUCAUUUCGAUCUAGUUUCAUUAUUCCCAGCAGAGGCGGUGCUCCGUCAGUACCGCGACCUCAGGGACACGAGAAGUUAGCCUCUGCGGCAUCUUCUCCACGACUUACACAAGAGAAGAAGGAAGCCUUGAAACAAUCAGUCCGGAGAGAAUUAGGGAAAAAUCACCAAUACUUUUCUGGAAACACCGUCUUCUGCUGGGGUGGCAGACUACAGAAUACACGAGAUCGCCCAAUAAAUAUCAUCACUGGGUUGCUAGUAGCACUUCCUUCUGCUUUGUUUUUUGCUUUCUCUGCGCCGUGGCUAUGGCAGCAUGUUUCUCCAGCGAUACCCAUCAUUUUUGCAUACCUUGCUUUAAUCUGCUUGUCUUCUUUCUUUCAUGCAUCUGUUACAGACCCCGGCAUUCUACCUCGAAACUUACACCCAUUCCCUCCAUCUAAUCCCAACGAGGACCCCUUGACGGUCGGACCAGCCACUACCGAAUGGACUAUGGUCGUAUCCGCAACCUCUAAAUCCGCUGCUAUGGAAGUGCCUACAAAAUAUUGCAAAAGCUGUAAUAUAUGGCGUCCACCGCGUGCCCAUCACUGUCGUGUCUGCGACAACUGUAUCGAGACACAGGAUCACCAUUGUGUCUGGCUUAACAACUGCGUUGGCCGCCGCAACUACCGCUAUUUCUUUGUGUUUGUAUCAUCUGGAACUAUCCUUGGUUUCUUUCUGCUUGGAGCAAGCUUGGCUCAUUUGCUUACCUGGAUGAAUCUCGAAGCCUCCUCCUUCGGAACAGCAAUUAAUCAUUGGAGAGUGCCCUUUGCCAUGUUCAUUUACGGCGUCGUCAUCACCCCUUACCCUACGUCGCUCCUGGGCUACCAUCUCUUCCUCAUUAGUCGAGGAGAAACAACUCGCGAAUAUCUCAAUAGCCACAAGUUCGUCGCUACAGAUCGCCAUCGACCUUUCACACAAGGCAGUGUAUUAAAGAACCUUUUGGCUGUACUGCUCCGCCCACGCGCGCCGACUUAUUUGCGCUUCAAAAGUGAGUAUGAAGAAGGUGAUCAGCGGUUUGGUCCACGGAGAGGUAAAAGGACUGCGCCGUUGAAAAACGAGAUGCAAGGUGGAGGUGGUGCUGUUGAGAUGCAAGAUGUGCGCAGCUCGCCUGGUGGUUUCCACGGUCCUGCCGGACGAGGCAAUAUCAUUGAUUCGAGUAAUAAUGAAAUGUUGGAGCAGCAGAGGUGACGCUUGGUUGCCACUGGGAGUUGUAUUUCUAGUACUUAGAAGUGGUAAUCGAUGGCUUGCGAACUUCAUACCUGGUCGCUUCUAUUUUCGUCCUACAGAUGUGAGCACUGAUGAUAGAAGUAGUAAUUUCAGUGAUGUGGUCUUCAUAGUUCAGAUCGUCAUUCGCGAUAUGAUCGAUAGAUAGUGGAUUAGUCAAAGGGUUGAGAAAACUGA
Messenger RNA from Pseudovirgaria hyperparasitica, 2374 nucleotides. RefSeq names its product zf-DHHC-domain-containing protein. Lineage: Eukaryota; Fungi; Ascomycota; Dothideomycetes; Acrospermales; Acrospermaceae. Gene Ontology annotation, biological process: protein targeting to membrane; peptidyl-L-cysteine S-palmitoylation. The coding region runs from base 221 to 2161 and encodes 646 amino acids. Gene Ontology annotation, cellular component: Golgi apparatus; endoplasmic reticulum. Gene Ontology annotation, molecular function: protein-cysteine S-palmitoyltransferase activity. The transcript is spliced from 3 exons. The record is from RefSeq and is a predicted model, not a curated record.